UCAAUGCGCAGCAUAAUUAUUUUGCGUAAUGUGGAUAAAAUAAAUGUUUAACCAAUUGUUUUAUUGAUAUAAUAUUGUUAUUGUAAAAAGAUUUACGAUUAUUACACCGGUUAGAAUUGAAUUUAAAAACAAACUAUUGAUAAUCUAUUGUCACAUUUUCUGAGUCUUUACUCUUUACUAUUCUCCUUGUGAGUAUAGUAUUCGUUGUUACUAUUUCGACAGAAUCAUGUCGAAGUGGGUCGGUUUCGCCGUAUCGGUAAACUGUGGUGAGCCCCUGGGCUGCUAUCAGGGUACAAUAAUGGAAGCAGAUGGUAAUACAAUCACGCUCACCAAAGCUUUCAGGAAUGGGUUUCCUUAUCCGAAAUCUCAAGUGACAUUGAAUGCGUCUGAUAUCAAGGAUUUAAAGAUCAUAGAGGAGGCCACAGAACAAUCGUCCGAGAAAACUCACAGCACAGUUUCUAUCACCAAAACCAGCAAAAAAGCCCAGAAAGCAACAGUGUGUGAAAAUUUACAGGCUAUUCCUGCUGAAACAGGUAAUCAGCAGAAUGCCAACAACACUCAACACAAGGGAUCAGGUGCGAGGAGUGCUGCAUCGGGUCCUCCCAGGAGUAAACCCAUAGACAUUCAGGGGACCAGACACAAUAAAAAUAAUAACCUGUCAGGUAGCUUCGGCAACCCUAGCUGUUCGACACCUAAGGGUCAGCGCGGCGGCGGGGGCACGGGAGGCGGCGGCGCGGGGGCGGGGGGCGGUGGCCGCGACCGUGCGCACCGCCGCAACGAGGCGUGCUUCGGCGACGCCGCCGACCCAGCGCUCGCCGACGACUUCGACUUCGAGGGCAACCUCGCGCUAUUCGACAAGCGCGCGCUGUGGGAGCGCAUGCGCGGGCGCCCCGACGUCGUGCGCGCCGCCGACGACGCCGCGCGCUACCGCCACGACGAGAACGUCCUGGGCGCCGCGCCCGCCCCCGCCGCCAUCGCCCUGCGCGACGAGUUGCGCGUCGGCAGCUACAGCACCGACGACGGCGCCACCGUGCCCGCCGCCGCCGACCGCCUGCGCCGCGACCUGUGGCGCGCGCUGCACCACCACCGUCUCGCCGACUCCGCGCUGCUGCUGCUGGCGCGCGCCGCCGCCGACCUCGCGCUACGCCUGGCGGGCGGUGGUCGGCGCCUCGAACCGCGCAACGCGCACCAGACGCCAGUGGCCGUGGCCGCGGUGGGCGCACACUCGCUGGGUGCCUGCGGUGUGGCGGCGGCGCGCCUGUUGGCAUCGCACGGGGUGCACGCGCACGUGCUGUUGGCGGGCGGCCCGGCGGGCGGCGCGGGGAACGCGGCGCUGCGGCGGGAGCUGGCGGCGUUCGCGCUGGCGGGCGGCGUGGUGCACGCGUGCGCCGAGCGGCUGCCGGUGCCGGACGUGGUGGUGCUGGCGCUGCACGAGCCGGCGGGCGGCGCGGAGGACGGCGGGGCGGAGCGCGGGGCGGCGCUGGGCUGGGCGCGGGGCGCGCGCGGCGCGGUACUGGCGCUGGAGCCGCCGGCGGGCGGGUGGGGGGUGGAGCUGCGCGCGUCUUUGGUGGCGGGGCUGCCGCCGGCGCCGGCGGGUCUCGGCCGCGUGUUCCUAGCCAACGUGGCGCCUCCGCCGGCGCUGCUGCGCGAGCUGGGCGUGGAGUACCGUUCACCGUUCGGCGCGACCUCCGUGCUGCCCCUCAACUGACCCGCCCGCCCCCCCGGCCCGCCGCCCGAAGGUCCGUCGACGCCGGCCCCGCCCGCUCGAUCUCCGAACGAAAAUAACACUCUCGCGUCGUCGCAGCCCCCGCCGCGAGUCCCCGCCCCCGCUCCGACCGUUCCCGCCCCGCCCGGUCGCGUCUCCGCGCCGCCGUCCCUCGCAAGCGCGCACCGUUUCCCCAGCGAUCCCCGGGGCGGGUUCCCUCAGCGCGCCCCUUUCUCGGCAAUGCGGUUUCCCGUCAAUCCACUCGGCCGACCUCAGCGCCCGGUCCGGCUGUCGGGGGCGAUCGCCGUGCGGCCCGCGAUCGAGAGACUCGGGAAUGAGAUUAUCACCGUGCACAGCACCGACGUGUACUUGGUGAACUGGUGGCUGCUGUACUGAAGCCGAGGGGCGUGGUGGUCGUGGCGGGCGGAGCCGGCGCGACGAGAUGGCUCCGCCCCUCGGCUCCGGCAUCUGUAUUUCGUCGCUCCGCCUCGGAUGUGAGUGUGUGAUGCUGAUGCCGUACGGUACUCGGAGCUGUGUUAAAUUACUAUCGGAACGUACUCGAAUUUUGUCGUCGUUUUUAAUUUUAAAUAUUACAAUGCAUUUAAAAUAAAUAAUUUUGAUAAAA
Molecule: messenger RNA, 2330 nt
Organism: Aricia agestis (brown argus)
Lineage: Eukaryota; Metazoa; Arthropoda; Insecta; Lepidoptera; Lycaenidae
Gene: Edc3
Product: enhancer of mRNA-decapping protein 3
Exons: 4
Coding region: 227-1708 (493 amino acids)
Biological process (GO): deadenylation-independent decapping of nuclear-transcribed mRNA; P-body assembly
Cellular component (GO): P-body
Molecular function (GO): mRNA binding
Source: RefSeq, a predicted model, not a curated record